AUGUCAAAACACAACCCGGAUCUCAUCCUCUGCCGCAAGCUGCCGGGCAUCGCCAUCGGGCGGCUCUGCGAAAAGUGCGACGGAAAGUGCCCCAUCUGCGACUCCUACGUGCGACCGGCGGCGCUCGUGCGCAUCUGCGAGGAGUGCAACUUUGGCACCUACGGUGGCAGAUGCAUCAUCUGCGGAAGCCAAGGCAUCUCGGACGCGUACUACUGCGCAGAGUGCACGCGGUUAGAAAAGGACCGUGACGGGUGUCCAAAGGUCGUCAACCUCGGCGCGAGCAGGACAGACAUGGCCUACCAGCGGAAGGCGAGACAACAGCAACAGGCAUUCAACAAGGGGUGA
Pseudozyma flocculosa PF-1 is the source of this 345-nucleotide messenger RNA. RefSeq lists its product as uncharacterized. Bases 1 to 345 code for a protein of 114 amino acids. Gene Ontology annotation, biological process: mRNA splicing, via spliceosome. The transcript is spliced from 5 exons. Lineage: Eukaryota; Fungi; Basidiomycota; Ustilaginomycetes; Ustilaginales; Ustilaginaceae. The record is from RefSeq and is a predicted model, not a curated record. Gene Ontology annotation, cellular component: catalytic step 2 spliceosome; U12-type spliceosomal complex; U2 snRNP.